GAUGAACAUUCACGUCAUACUAAGCGUUGUGCUUACGUUGUUGUCGACACACGCUGAACAUUGCUUGGAUGGCCAAAAAUGUUCGAACUGCACAAGUACAACAACAUACUGCACUUCAGAGUGCUUUCCUGGGUAUUUCGGCCUCAAAUGCAUCCUGCCUUGUGGUAAGAACUGCAAACACAGUAAAUGUAAUCAGGCGCUGCGUGGUACUUAUAAUUGCUCAGGCGGUUGUGUACCUGGUUUCUAUGGUACUCAAUGCGACGCCGCGUGCACUCGUCCGGAGGAAAAGUGCACAAGAUGUCCUCAAGAAUGUGAUGGAACGUUCUGCCAUCUGGCAUCAUCUUGUGUUUCUGGAUGUCAUGACCAAUACUAUGGGACCAACUGCAAGGAUUGUUCACCCAGAUGUCGACAUUGUAACAGGAUAACAGGCAGAUGUGAUGUGUGUCAUGAUCCAUAUCAUGGCCUGGAUUGUGAAUACUCAUGUGAACAUUCUUCAACAACUGAUUGUAUACAGACAUGCGCACCUGGAUUGUAUGGAAGUACGUGUUCCAAAAGAUGCAGCAAAAACUGUCUAGUUUACCCUGCAAGCAAUACCACUUUGACAAGUAACAGUUCCACCUCGUGCAUAUCUGAAUGUCAAAGAUACAGUGGAGAGUGUAUCAACGGUUGUGUAGAUGGCUGGUCUGGCCCACACUGUUCCUCUCAGGUCAAGUGUAACUCAAACUGUUUGGGUUGUAAUGAAACAGGUGCUUGUGUUGAAGGAUGCUCACCUGGCUACUUUGGAGAAGACUGCAAGCCUUGUUCUAAGACCUGUUACAAUAACACAUGUCACCCAGAGAGUGGGUCUUGUGUCAGUGGGUGUAUCCGGGGACAGUAUGGACAAUUCUGUAAACAGUCCUGUACUACCUGUCCUGGAGGUGUCUGUGAUGCUAGUACUGGAAUAUGCGCUGAAGAGACCACUUGGAGCACCAUGACUGUUGUAUCAACAGGAAUGUUCGCAUCGUGUAUACUUCUGAUCUGUGCGAUAGUUGGUGUCUUCCUUUUCCGCCGUUGCUGCCAAAGAUCCUCAACAGAAAGGGACAAUCAAGGAGAUGAGUCGACACAUACUGAGAUAUCAAGGCCAGUGGAAACAUCAGAGUACUAUGCAAUGCAUCGAUACUGGAAAAUAGACGAUUACGACGAAGUAUCUCACCCGCAAGAUGAGCAACAAGAGCGGGCAGAGUCAGAAGAUUAUGAUGGAGUAUCGCAGCGGCAUGGGCAGCACCCAGGACCGGCAGUGGAAGAAGAUUACGAUGACGUAUCGCAGCAGUAUGGGCAGCACCAAGGACCGGCAGUAGAGGAAGAUUACGAUGAGGUAUCGCAGCAGUAUGGGCAGCACCAAGGAUCGGCAGUGGAGGAAGAUUACAAUGGAGUAUCGCAGCGGCAUGGGCAGCACCAAGGACCGGCAGUGGAGGAAGAUUACGAGGAAGUGGCUCAGUCGCAUGGUCAGCAGCAAAGACCUGUUUUCGCGGAUUCUUUUUCUGGACCACCUGACGUCGAAGUCAACACUAAUAGUGAUCCCGCACUUCCUCUUGUGACGAACAACAUUCCAGGGGCACUUAACACCAAAGACCAUUGUGGUGAUACAUCAAGCAGCUCAGCAAGUGCUUCCCAGUCAUACACUCCCUUAGUGAGGGACAUUUUUAUCGAUGAUCCAGAAACCGUUGUCAGAUAUAUUUCACCAACUGUAGAUAAAACCUAGAGUUUGACAGUAGAACACACCAACACAAAACUUGAAAGUACGAUAUGAUGUACUUUUAAGUUUUGUGUUGGUGUGUUCUACUGUUUUUCUUCGUGACCUCACAAAUUUCUAAUUUGUUUUGAAUGACUUCAACAAGAUACUUUUUUUCAAUUCAAGAAGUUCGUCAUUAAUAUGAUAUCAGAAAAAUGAAUCAAAUGGAUAACAGGCUUUAUUAUUUGUAAAAAGCAAAUUAAUGUGACAAUUGUGUGAACAGAUCAUUUAAAAUCAUUGACGACACCAAGGUGUUCGCGGAAAGGGUAAGCGUGAUCUGCUAUACCUGUAUCCCUCACCACUACUUAAUGGUUAUCCGUGAGAUAAGCCAAAUGAGCUUGGUUCAAUAGUAGAGGGAUUUGGACUAAAGGAGGUAGACACCCUUUACUAUCUGUGUCACAUUUACUUUGUUGUUUUAGUUUCACGUUGCCGUCUGAAGCUAUUUCCUUCAUGUGUAUAUCGUCUUUGUUUACGUCAGUGAUGUCUUUGUAGAUGUAAAUAGUUCUUGUUGACUUCAUUUUUUAUUAUGACCAUAGUCAAGCGAUUUCCCGAACUAACUUUGAGGCCCAGAGAUCACAGCUUAAGCAUUGGAUGCUUUCUUAAAAAUAUUUCUGGUAUAAAUUCGUGUGCACAUUUGUCAAAUAGUAAGGUUUCUGUUGCUCAAAAUAUAUUUCCUAUGUUUGUUCUGAUCGAUUCCGCUUAUUUUCAGGUAGGAUUUGUAAAAUAACAAAGAAAAACAACUUCAAAUUCACAUUUGACCAAAGCAUAUGUCAUGGAAUGUCAUUAAAUGUCAUAAGCUUGACUGCACACGUAAGGUCCAAUGCAACUACAUCCCCACAGAAUAACCAUUUCGCACUUUUAUUAGCCACCAUCAAACAUGAGCAUGUGAGAAUGUUUGAUGAAUAAAAAAAAAUAAUCACUCCUGCAAACUCUGAACCAUAGGACUAACACCAUUUCAACUGAGUUAGUUUUUGUAAUACGAUAGCCACACACAAGUCUUUGUCUGUUUGCCUGUAAUACCUGAAAUAUUCUUUGUUUCAAGAUGCUCUAACAAUAAUAUUGUGACUUCAUUCUAAUUUGUAUAUAUUUUGUUCAAAGAGAAACGAUUUCAUAAGAGAUGACUAUUCACUUUUGAAAUCAAUUUGUUAACGUCGUAUCAAGCUGUAU
This is a messenger RNA of Haliotis rubra (blacklip abalone), 2938 nucleotides long. Its product is annotated as multiple epidermal growth factor-like domains protein 6. The record is from RefSeq and is a predicted model, not a curated record. The transcript is spliced from 4 exons. Bases 2 to 1741 code for a protein of 579 amino acids. Lineage: Eukaryota; Metazoa; Mollusca; Gastropoda; Lepetellida; Haliotidae. Gene Ontology annotation, molecular function: scavenger receptor activity.